CACGGAGGAGGAAGUGCAACUGAGCAUCGAGCUACUUUGAAUCAACAUAACACUUCUGUGGAGGGCAUUCCUCCUUCGCUCAGUGGGGACAAUACAUAGUUCAAGAACAAACGGGAAAGCUCUCUGGCGGCCAUGAAGUCGGCAUACCUGUUUUUGGCUGCUGUGGCGAUGUGUAAUUUCACAGCUAGUCAAGCGCAAAACAUCCCCAGUGAAGUGGACUUGGAAGAGCGCCCGACACUCCGAGAAAUUCUACAGCGCGCCGAGGGUGUCCUUGUUCGCUCCAUCAUGCGGAAACUUGAGGAGGAGGAUGAAGAUAAUGACAUGUCGUCAGUUCAGCCCAGCUGGUUGGAGAAGCGCCAGCACCCCGGGAAGCGCCAGCAUCCAGGAAAGCGCGAAGACGACGACUACGAAGACUACACAGACAUGCAGAAAAGACAGCAUCCCGGGAAGCGGGAUGACGCCUCCAGCGAGUCCAUAGAACUUCAGAGAAGACAGCACCCCGGGAAGCGCCUUCUUCUUGACCAGUUCGCCGGGCACCCGGCUGCCCAAACUGUUCUCUUGAACGAGCUAGCCAAACGACAGCACCCUGGAAAACGUUAUCUUAUGACAUUCAACAAGCGACAGCACCCUGGUAAGCGCGAAGUCAGUGACAGUGAACUGGACUCUAGCGACCUCUUUGAUUUGGAAAAUCGCCAAUAUUCUGGGAAAAAGAACUUCGAAAACACACUUCCGGAUAUACACGUGAGCGGCGGUCCUUGUGAUAUUCAGGAUUCUGCCACCUGCAGUAAAGCCAGUCUGUUGCUGGAGCUUCUUGAUAACGUGUCCAAAGCGCGCCCCGAGGAGAAGAGACAGCACCCAGGCAAAAGGCUCGCGCUAGAAGACGAUGUAACGCAACAGGAUUGAAGAG
Engraulis encrasicolus (European anchovy) is the source of this 907-nucleotide messenger RNA. RefSeq names its product thyrotropin-releasing hormone (gene trh). Lineage: Eukaryota; Metazoa; Chordata; Actinopteri; Clupeiformes; Engraulidae. Gene Ontology annotation, molecular function: thyrotropin-releasing hormone activity. Gene Ontology annotation, biological process: positive regulation of insulin secretion; positive regulation of gamma-aminobutyric acid secretion; eating behavior. The coding region runs from base 133 to 903 and encodes 256 amino acids. Gene Ontology annotation, cellular component: extracellular region; secretory granule. The record is from RefSeq and is a predicted model, not a curated record. The transcript is spliced from 3 exons.